Molecule: messenger RNA, 3580 nt
Organism: Andrographis paniculata
Lineage: Eukaryota; Viridiplantae; Streptophyta; Magnoliopsida; Lamiales; Acanthaceae
Product: serine/threonine-protein kinase CTR1-like
Exons: 15
Coding region: 492-3287 (931 amino acids)
Biological process (GO): protein phosphorylation
Molecular function (GO): protein kinase activity; ATP binding
Source: RefSeq, a predicted model, not a curated record
ACCCUGAAGGCCUGAUUUCUCCGCCUUCCUCCCUCUGAGAUUCGUUCUGCAAUGCUCCCUUUCAUCUUGAUGCAGCAGAAAGCGCACAUUAUUUAAUUAUUAUAAAGUUCGCCUGCGGGGUUGAUUUUGGUGUUGUUGCUGAGGAGGAGUUGGAUAUUUUGUGGAAUUUGAUUGUGUUUUGGUUGCUUUGAUUCAGUGUUGCUACGGAAAUUUGGUUUGUUUGUGGAUUUCUGAAUUAAUCAACGCUGGCGGCUGUGUGGUGUGGACUUGAAGUUUGAGGUUUAGACUUUGAUCAUUAGUUUGCUGUAGAAAGUAAUCUGUUGGCGGCGGCGGUGGUGGUGGAGCUACUGCGUUUUGGAUUCCUCUUCGACGGCGAGUGUACGGUGACGGUGUAGGUUUGCAGGGAAGAUUGCGAGUUGGUUGAGGUUUGAGGGCGACGUGUAAAAGGAGGUGGGGAAAUUCUAUGAAUCAGGUCUUCACGUGGUGAAAAGAUGCCGCAUCGAACGACUUACUUCUUCCCGAGGCAAUUUCCGGACAGGAGUUUCAAUGAAUCAUUAAAGGCGUUGGAGGAUCACGAGAAGAAGUUUGGGAUUGAGGAUGGGAAAUCUGAAGCUCGUCAAUCCGAGGUCGUCGCUCUCAAGGCACCAACCAAUAAAGGCGAUGAUGCUAAGACAGGUGAGGAUAGGGACAGUUAUGGCGGACUCUCCAUUGGAGUCACGGCCACGGGGGACAAGAUUCACGAAAAGCAGCUGGCCGCCUUUGUAAAGUGGCUUUCGGAGAAGAAGCAGAAAGAGAAAUCGAAACGCCAUGUCGAUCACGUGAAGAUCAGACUGUACGAAAACGACGAUGGCAUCGAAGAGGAAGAUGAAGAGAAGAACCUACUUCUGCCUCCGCCGGCACCUCCGGCGGCGGACGGUGACCGGCGGCAGGAUUCGCUGCGGCGGCUGCCGAGUAAUGCGAGUAAUUACAGCAACACUGCGAAUCAAUAUCAUGGUAAGGAAAGGGGGUUUGAGAGGCAGGUUUCGCUGCAGAGAUUGUCGAGUGGAGGGAGCACCAGCUACGCCGGGAGCUUAUUUUCGGGGGCUACUUUAGACGGGAAUUGGUCUUCAACCACUACCGGAAUACUAAAUGAGUCCUCCGCCGUAAAGGAGGAGACGGAGGAGGAAGGCCUUGGGGCCGGCGAAAAUGUGGAAAAUGGACAGUCACAGAAGUACAAAGAAGGCUACCAAUUGUUGUUGACAUUGGCUAAACGUCUGACACAACAGGCAACACUUUCAGCCGAGCCUCUGCUCCAGCAAGAACGAAGAAUUGGGGGAUCUUCUGAUGCUGAAAUUGUAUCCUAUCGCCUCUGGGUGAGUGGCUGUUUGUCUUACAAUGACAAAAUUUCGGAUGGAUUCUAUAACAUUUUGGGAAUGAAUCCAUAUCUCUGGCUGAUGUGCAAUGAUAUGGAGGAAGGCAGGAGGAUGCCUUCUUUGAUGGCACUGAAAGCGGUUGAUCCUGAAGAGGCAUCAGUAGAAGUGAUUCUUGUGGAUCGACGAGGAGAUUCACAGCUGAGGGAGCUAGAAGAUAAAGCUCAAGAGAUAUAUUUCUCUGCGGAGAGCAUGUUUGUUCUUGCAGAAAAGCUUGGGAAGCUUGUUGCUGUCUACAUGGGGGGCUCUUUUCCUGUGGAGCAAGGUGAACUUAAUCUUGGUUGGAAACUUGUCAACAAGAGACUAAAGGAUUUCUAUAAGUGCAUUGUGAUUCCAAUAGGUAACCUGUCUGUGGGGCUUUGCAGGCACCGGGCUAUCCUGUUCAAGAAACUAGCAGACUAUGUAGGGUUGCCUUGUCGGAUUGCUCGAGGUUGCAAGUACUGUGUUUCUGAUCAUCAGUCUUCAUGCCUUAUCAAAAUUGAAGAUGAAAGUAAGCUUCCAAGGGAAUUUGUCGUUGAUUUGGUCGGACAACCAGGAAAUGUCCAUGGGCCAGAUUCAUCAAUCAAUGGAAGUUCCCUUUCCUCUGUUCCUUCCCCCUUUCAAGUAUCACAUCUAACAGAAUUUCAGCAAGAUAUGACUACUGAGGCUGAUUUUCAGUCAUUCAACUCAAAGCAUGCAUAUAGAAAUGACAAUCCUGCAUAUUCAGUUAAUGGGGAUGAAACAAAGGAUAUUAUACAUUCUGAAAAUAGAAAGAAUGAUGGCUGUGGUCCAGACGCAUGUGUUGAUACUGGUGCUGCAAUAUCUGGGGAUAAUUACCCUCGAGCAGGAGGUGAUGAGAUUAUCAUAAAACAUACAUACAAAAAGGAGAUUGUUGUAGCAGGGAACGGAGCUUUGACUCAUGGUGACGGGCCUCCCAGAGUAACCCUCUGUGAUAGCAAAGAUCUAAUGGAGAUUAAAAGUAAGUGCCAAGACCACAGGAAACAUAUCGCGGCAGUCAUUCCUAGGUAUCUAAAUCUAGAACCUUCUCUUGCAAUGGAUUGGCUCGAGAUCUCAUGGGAUGAAUUGCACAUUAAGGAGCGAAUUGGUGCAGGAUCCUUUGGCACGGUGCAUCGAGCUGAAUGGCACGGAUCGGAUGUAGCCGUUAAGGUUCUGACUAUUCAGGAUUUUCAAGACGACCAGUUAAAGGAGUUCCUGAGGGAGGUUGCCAUUAUGAAACGCAUUCGCCAUCCAAAUGUGGUUCUGUUCAUGGGCGCUGUUACAAAACGUCCCCACUUAUCCAUAGUGACAGAGUAUCUGCCGAGGGGGAGUCUAUUCCGAUUGAUACACAGACCAGCUGCCGGGGAGAUUCUAGACCAGAGGCGACGCAUUCGUAUGGCAUUGGAUGUGGCAAAGGGUAUCAACUAUCUUCAUCGUCUUAACCCUCCGAUAGUCCAUUGGGACCUAAAAUCGCCGAACUUGUUGGUCGAUAGGAAUUGGACUGUGAAGGUUUGUGACUUUGGUUUGUCAAGGUUUAAGGCCAACACAUUCAUCUCUUCAAAGUCUGUUGCUGGAACUCCGGAAUGGAUGGCCCCUGAAUUUCUUCGCGGGGAGCCCUCCAACGAGAAGUCUGAUGUGUACAGUUUCGGAGUAAUAUUAUGGGAGCUUGUCACAUUGCAACAACCAUGGAGUGGACUUAGCCCCGCACAGGUGGUUGGAGCUGUUGCUUUCCAAAACCGGAGGCUGACAAUCCCGCCAAACACCUCCCCGAUCUUGGUGUCUCUGAUGGAGUCAUGCUGGGCCGACGAGCCUGCGCAUCGCCCGGCGAUUAGCAGUAUAGUUGAUACAUUGAAGAAGUUACUGAAAUCUCCAUUGCAGUUGAUACAAAUGGGCAGUCCAUAAACUAGCCAGACCCCCGACCGGCCCCCAUUCCAGGUACUUUGCCGCCGUCUUUUAUCGUAAUAACAUUAUACAUAUAUAUGGAGGGCGGUUAUUUCUUUAACAGGAAUGAAUUAGCAGCAUGUAAUACAGCACAGCAAAGUUAUUAAGCAUUGCUGAAAAAAAAAAAAAAAUUAUAAAGAUAGAGAGAAAGAGAAUGAAAGAAACUAAAUCUGAAGGAAUACAAUAUACCCUUUUUAAUUAUGUAAUAGAGGAUGCUGUUGGAUUUAUGGAAAUGAAUCCACUUAUUAUUAUUA